Messenger RNA from Lytechinus variegatus (green sea urchin), 2375 nucleotides. RefSeq names its product thioredoxin reductase 2, mitochondrial-like. The transcript is spliced from 17 exons. Gene Ontology annotation, cellular component: cytosol; mitochondrion. The record is from RefSeq and is a predicted model, not a curated record. The coding region runs from base 44 to 1639 and encodes 531 amino acids. NCBI's taxonomy places the organism in Eukaryota, Metazoa, Echinodermata, Echinoidea, Temnopleuroida, Toxopneustidae. Gene Ontology annotation, biological process: cell redox homeostasis; cellular response to oxidative stress; glutathione metabolic process. Gene Ontology annotation, molecular function: flavin adenine dinucleotide binding; glutathione-disulfide reductase (NADPH) activity; thioredoxin-disulfide reductase (NADPH) activity.
AGUGAUUGCAUAAUCGGCAAGUUAAAUCUCAAGUCAAGAAUGAAUGAUGGCUGGUGCCAGUGGUGGAUUUCACGCCGCAAAGCGUUGUGUCCUUCUCAGUAGGAAUUCAUUGCUUAGAAGUAAAUGUCAUCAAAGAUUAAGAGUACUUGAACGAUGGCUAAGCUGCAGCUCUUAUUCAUUAGGUUCAUCUUACGAUUAUGAUCUAGCAGUUAUUGGUGGAGGAUCUGGUGGCUUAGCAUGUGCAAAAGAGGCUGCUGGUUUUGAUAAAAAGGUAAUUGUCCUAGACUAUGUAGACCCUUCACCUCAAGGAACAAAAUGGGGCCUUGGAGGAACUUGUGUAAAUGUUGGCUGCAUUCCAAAGAAAUUACUUCACCAUGCUUCACUUCUAAGAGAGUCUAUGCAUGAUGCUAAACAUUAUGGAUGGCAAGUUCCAGAUGAAGUUCAUUUAUCAUGGUCUACUCUAAUAGGUGGUAUACAAGGUCAUGUGAAGUCACUGAAUUGGGGUCACAGAGUUCAACUCAAAGACAAGAAUGUUGAAUAUGUGAAUGGAAAAGGUUCUUUCAUUGAUGAACACACAGUGAAGGUCAAGAUGAAAGAUGGAAAAGAGACCCAAUUCUCAGCAGCAAACAUAGUCCUUGCAACUGGAGGGAGACCCAAAUACCCAGACAAGGUACCUGGUGCAGUGGAGUAUGGCAUUACUAGUGAUGACAUUUUUUCUCAUAAAACUCCCCCAGGAAGGAGUUUGGUGAUUGGUGGAAGCUAUGUUGCUUUAGAGUGUGCUGGUUUCCUCCAUGGUCUUGGCUUCCCUACGACAGUAAUGGUACGGUCCAUCUGCCUCCGGGGAUUUGAUCAGCAAAUGUCCAGGCUUGUAACUGACCACAUGGAAGCUAGUGGAAUCCAGUUCCUAUGGCAACAGGUCCCAGAGAACAUAGUGAAAAAUCAAGAUAGCAGCUUGAAUGUCAAGUGGAGGUCAGGUCAAGGCCAGGAAGGUCAAGGAGAAUUUGACACUGUCAUGUUUGCUGUUGGUAGACAACCAGAGACUACACAACUUGGCCUGGACAACACCAGGAUUCAGCUUUCUGCAGGAGGAAAGGUCAUGGAGUCAGAAGAACAGUCUCCAGUCUCUCAUAUACAUGCUAUUGGAGACAUUCUUGAGGGUGGAAUAGAGCUAACUCCAGUAGCUAUCAGAGCUGGAAAGCUUUUAGCACAAAGAUUGUUUGGCCAAGGCACUGAACGUAUGGACUAUGAAAAGGUAGCCACUACAGUGUUCACUCCAUUAGAGUACAGCAGUGUGGGUCUCUCAGAAGAGUUGGCUAUAGAACGAUAUGGUGAAAAACAUAUAGAAGUUUAUCAUGCCUUUUAUAAACCACUUGAGUAUGCAGUAUCAAAUAGGUCAGCUGAACAGUGCUAUAUUAAGGCUGUUUGUCAAGCAGAAGGUAGUCAGAGAAUCAUUGGCCUCCACAUCACUGGUCCUGGUGCAGGGGAGAUUAUGCAAGGGUUUGCAUUGGCUGUCAAAAUGGGAGCUACAUACAAUCAGCUGUCUUCCACUGUUGGUAUUCAUCCCACCUGUGCUGAAGAAGUAGUCAAGCUUCACAUCACUAAGAGGUCUGGUCUUGACCCCACGGUCACAGGUUGCUGAGGUUAAAGGUCAUUUCCCUAUCACACAGCAUGUAGGCCAUAUGUGAGAGUCUAAUAAGACAGUUCAAAUAAUGAUGUUAAUAUGUAGUGAUGUGGCUUCUGUGAGCCACAACAAGUUAACUCUUUCAAUCCCCCCCAAGAAAAUAGAUGAUGUCCUUCUCUUUGUAUGCAAAGAGACAUUUUUGGUUUCAAAUGGCUUUUUUGUGUGUGUUGAUAAGACCUCUCAUGUAUGGCCCAUGCUUGGGGAAAUGACAAGCAAAUUUUAUUCAAUGUGAUAUAUGUGAUAAUGCUGUUAUGAUGGAUCAUCCAAAAACCAUUCUUUGGUAGGUUGAUCUUGAUGUGUUGCAUUGUCAAAAUAUUUUUGUAUUCUGUCUUGGCCGAUAUACAUGUGUAUACAUUAAUAUUGCUUGAAUUAUCUUAUUUUAUGUAUGUAUAAUGUAGAGGGCACUGUUACGUGAAGCCUGUUGGCACUGAUAAAUUUCCAUUCUCUGACAUUUACUUUAGUAACAGUCAGAAACCAAUGAUUACAAUUGAAUCCGGGGAUUCUCUGAUUCAGUUCUAUUCCUUCUUGAAACAGUGCUCUCAAGUGUAAUUAUUAAAAAUCCUAUCAAAUAAUUUUGAAAAGCCCAUUUUUAAGUGGAGCGAGGACAUUGUUUUUGAAAGAAUGUAAGGAUUAGGACAAAAUAUUGACUUGUAAUAUCUAGUAUUUUAUACUAUAAAAUGUGUAAUGCAGAAAA